AUGCCGUUUACCGCGCUUUCUGACACUGAUGUUUCUACCCUGCUGUCCAGCCUUACCCCGGCCGACGUGGAGAAUCUGACCUCAAGACUCAACCAAGCACUCACGCGAUACUCGUGUAAUGAUGAAGUCCCCUACCAGCCACAUCGCGCUCAUGUCACCCGACCAAAUGGCCAAGUCAGCCUAUUCAUGCCUGCCACGACGCCGUCGUCCAUCGGCAUCAAGAUUGUUGGCGUCGCACCAUCUCAAGCCCCGCCUCCAGGGGAGAAGCCCAAGCCUGCGCUCAAGAGCGUCCUCACAAUCUGCGAUGAGUUCGGCCAGGCUCUCGGUGUGCUGAAUGCGGCAGAGCUGACGGCUUUCCGCACAGCGCUGGGCAGCAUGCUGUUGUACCGGUACAGAAAAUCUACAGAACACAUUGUCGUGUUUGGAGCGGGGAAGCAGGCCGAGUGGCAUAUUCGACUGGCGGUUCUCCUCAAGGGCAACGACAUUAGAAAAAUCACCAUUGUGAACCGGUCGCCGGCACGAGCCAACGAGCUGGUCGAAUCACUGGCAAAAGCAGGAGUCGCUUCGUAUAUCCGGAUUGAAGUUUUUGAGCAAAAGGAGAAUGCGCUCGAAGGUUUGGUCAAGGAUGCCGAUGUCAUGUUCUGCACUACUCCCAGCACUACGCCUUUGUUCCCGGCGUCGUACCUUGCAUCGGAAGCAAGCAAACCGCGCUUCAUCUCUGCAAUCGGGUCGUACCGUCUCGAUAUGCAGGAACUCGAUCCUGCGUUGCUUGGUCAAUUAACGGAUCCUUCUGGGCCCUUUGCGUCGCAAGUCUACAACGCCUCCAUCACUGUUGACAGCAUCAAGGGAUGCAUGGACGAAGCGGGAGAGCUGAUCAAAGCAGAGAUUGCGACGGAGAAACUGCUAGAGGUGGGCCGGAUAGAUGCAUUGAGGGAAGAUGAGGCUGUCAAAACGUGGUUAAAGGACGGGUUUGUGGUGUACAAGAGUGUUGGCGUGGGGGUCAUGGAUAUUGCCAUUGGGCAAGCUCUCAUGGAGCUGGCCAAGGAGAAGGGGGUAGGAGUGCAUCUAGAUUGUUUUUGA
Molecule: messenger RNA, 1080 nt
Organism: Exserohilum turcica Et28A
Lineage: Eukaryota; Fungi; Ascomycota; Dothideomycetes; Pleosporales; Pleosporaceae
Exons: 1
Coding region: 1-1080 (359 amino acids)
Cellular component (GO): cytoplasm
Source: RefSeq, a predicted model, not a curated record